AUGUCUGCGCCGCAAUUGCGCUCGUUGGAACGCUCCCUGUGCUCCAAUGGGCACGACAGAAAGAAGAAAGAAUUCCAAUUGGAUGCCCGAACAUGCCAAACUGCCGCCCAAGGUGGUCACCCGGAGUUUCUCCAAUGGGCCCAUGCAAAUGGCUGCCCAUGGAACCAAAACACAAGCGCAGCUGCCGCAAAAAGUGGCCAUUUGCAUAUCCUCAAAUGGGCUCGGGAGAAUGGUUGCAACUGGGAUGUCAAUACAUGUACCAGGGCUGCCGAAGGUGGACAUUUGGAAAUGCUGCAAUGGUUGCGGGAACAAGGAUGCCCUUGGAAUGAGAAUGUGUGUUCGUUUGCUGCCAAAAAUGGCCAUCUGGAGACCCUCAAGUGGGCUCGAGCAAAUGGAUGCCCAUGGAGUAGUUCUACCCUCUGGUGUGCUGCCGUAGGGGGGCAUUUGGAAACCCUCCAGUGGGCUCAUGAAAAUGGAUGCCCAUGGAGUUUGGUGGUAUCCCGUGACGCAGUAGCAGGCGGCCAUUUUGAACUGCUGAAAUGGGCCCAUAACCACGGCUGUCCAUGGGAUGCAUCGACCAUCUAUGAAAUUGCUAUACAUGGCAAUUUGGAAAUGCUAGAGUGGGCUCAGCAAAGGGGAUGUCCAUGGCAUGUGAGUACAUGCCUGGUUGCAGCUAGAUGUGGGCAUUUGGAAUGUCUCAAGUGGGCUCAUGAGAAUGGAUGCCCUUGGCAUGAAGGUGUAUGCAAAGAGGCAGCUCGACAUGGGCAACUGGAAGUCGUGCAGUGGGCGCAUGAGAAUGGGUGUCCAUGGGAUAGAAGAACUUGCCAAUCUGCUGCUAGAGGGGGGCAUUGGGGAAUUCUUCAAUGGGCAUAUGAGAAUGGAUGCCCCUGGGAUGAAACAACUUGUGCAGCUGCAGCUCGUGGAGGCCACUUUGAAAUUCUAAAAUGGGCUCACCAGAAUGGCUGCCCGUGGGAUACCUUUACAGUCCAUGAUGCAAAUGCAGGUGGCCAUUUGGAAAUCGUCCGUUGGGCUCGUCAGAAUGGAUGCCCAGAAGGGGUGGUAGACCCAGAUGACGUUUCCGACAGUAGCGUUAGCGAAGAUCAGAAAAUGUAUAGCGAUCUGUCGAUUAGCUGGUUGCUCGUUCUUCGUACGGUAGAGUCGAGUCGAGUCGAGUCGAGUCGAGUCCUCGGUCUGUUGCUUGCCUUGGCCACGGAAAAACGUUGCUUUGGCCAUGGAAAAUCGAGGAUCGUUUCGAUGGACGGAAAAAGGGCGACUGCACCAUAA
Seminavis robusta is the source of this 1284-nucleotide messenger RNA. The record is from the annotation of a GenBank genome assembly. NCBI's taxonomy places the organism in Eukaryota, Bacillariophyta, Bacillariophyceae, Naviculales, Naviculaceae.